Pocillopora verrucosa is the source of this 2051-nucleotide messenger RNA. Its product is annotated as ER membrane protein complex subunit 8. Gene Ontology annotation, cellular component: EMC complex. The record is from RefSeq and is a predicted model, not a curated record. Lineage: Eukaryota; Metazoa; Cnidaria; Anthozoa; Scleractinia; Pocilloporidae.
UCAUCAUGGCGGACAGUCGCAGAGGAACAGUUUGUUAACUGUGAUAAUGAUUUUGAGGUCAUAAGAUUACCAUCAGAAAAAUGAAAGUUCGACUAUCUCUAAGGGCCUACGCCAAAAUUCUCCUACAUACCGCUAAAUACCCACACAAAGCCGUGAACGGAGUUCUUCUAGGCGUGGAAAACCCCAAAGAUGGUGAAAUUUAUGCGCUCGAUGCUAUUCCUUUGUUUCAUAUUACCCUUGGAUUGGCGCCUAUGCUGGAAGUGGCCUUGGCGAGGGUUGAUAUUCACUGUAAAAAGAAUGAGUUACAGAUAGUUGGUUAUUAUCAAGCUAAUGAACAUAUUAAUGACAAUAGUCCUAAUGCAAUAUGUUACAAGAUUGGAGAGAAAAUAUGUGAUCAGUUUAACAAUGGUUUUAUGCUAAUGGUAGAUAAUACAAAGCUGACAGUACCAUGUAAAGAAAUAGCUUGUAAGUGUUAUGUGGUCCAAGACAAUAAAUGGAAGCAAAGUGACAAAGAUUUAUUGCUUGAAGGUGAAGAUUCACUGCAACUCACCACUGAACUUCUAGAAGGAAAAGUGUAUCAGAGUCUCAUAGAUUUUGACAAUCACCUUGAUGACAUCACACAAGAUUGGCUUAACAAAGAUAUCAAUAAAGUAGUUGAUAUAUCACCCACAGCUUGAAUUUAUUGCCUAGUUUUGUUGAUAUUUUCUGAAUCAAUGACAAGAGUUACUUAAGUCUCUUUAAUGUGACAGUAAUAUAUAAUCCUGAGCAGUUCUUUGUUCUUAUGUAUGUUGUUUCUCAAAAUGCAUUUUUUUAAAUUUACAUACAAACCCUACUGAACUUAAAUAUUCUCAAUUGAUGAAGGCAAAAUUUGGUUUUAUCAACUGAGUUGAUAAUAAAAAAAGUUUCUCAGCUGGAAGUUUCAAGCAGUAGGCCUUCGUCAGAGAAUUUCAGCAUCUUUAACUCUGACAAAGGGCUCAUAAGCCUGGAAACAUCAGCAUAGAAACUCUUUUCUUUACAGUGGCUAAGUGACAUUAUCAAAACUCAGUUGAUAAAACCAAUUUAUCUUGCUAUUCCUCCACCAGUGCAACAACACAGUUUCUUUAGAAACUUGUCCCCCCUGGAGUAUUCUUAAUUGCAUAUAUAAACAGUAGUAUGUCUCUUAACUAUUUUUGAAAUCAUAUAUUGUAACUAGAAAUGUAAGUUUGUGAAAGACUUGAGGUCCUCUGCGGGGAAGUGUGAACUUUGUAGGAGUGGAAAUCAAUGUGAAACUGAAAAUUGCUCAGAGACAAACCCAAUUUCACUGAAUUAGUAUUCCAACAACAACAGAAAAAGACAUCACAGUGAGACUCCAAGAUCAAGCUUAUAUAACCUGGUCUGUUUUAUGAAGCCUUACAGCUGUAAAUAUGUAUGUUAACAAUACUUAUGAAAACAUAGUCAGGACCCCUUUUAUCUGUGGAAAAAAGUUGAACUUUUUUUUUUAAACUCCUCACAAGAGGACCUCAUGAACUGUAUUUCACAAAAGUCAUUGGAAUGAAUGUCUGUCAAAGUGUGAAAAAUUAAACUGAACUGGAAAUUUUAACACCUUUAUUCUGUGGACUCUAAUGCAAGGUAAAGGUGUUAUGUGUCAAAAAUUCAUCAUUGGUGUUAAUCGUUCUGUUUUGAACAGGAUAAUUAAUUAGACUUGAUCUAUUUAAAUGGAAAGCUUACUCUUGUUUCAUAUGUUUAUCUUUGGUUAAUAUUCUUAUCAUUGGUUACUCCUAUUCAAUUCAAGCUUGUGAAUUAAGGUACACAGAAAUUGGAGAAAUUUAUGUUAAAGGAGAAUCAUUGUCACAAUCAUAGGCAAAGAUAUUAUUAUCUUUGAGCAAUAGGGGUGAUAAUUGGAAAGAAAAAAUAUCAAAUGUACAUGUAUACAUUAUGUGUUGUGUGAUAUAUUUUGCCUCCACAUCAUAACACCUGACCUUUAUAUGUAAUGUGGUUGUAAUAACUAGGUCCUUUCAAUUUUAGUAACAGUGAUGUAAAACAUUAGGCAUUAAAAGUCUUUUCUGCUAUCA